This is a messenger RNA of Psilocybe cubensis, 1335 nucleotides long. Its product is annotated as NKAP family protein. Gene Ontology annotation, biological process: regulation of gene expression. Gene Ontology annotation, molecular function: chromatin binding. NCBI's taxonomy places the organism in Eukaryota, Fungi, Basidiomycota, Agaricomycetes, Agaricales, Agrocybaceae. Bases 1 to 1335 code for a protein of 444 amino acids. The transcript has 3 exons. Gene Ontology annotation, cellular component: nucleus. The record is from RefSeq and is a predicted model, not a curated record.
AUGGGUCUUAUUGCUCCAGAAAUGAGAGCAAGCGCAUCCUCUCAGAAAAGGGGACGCUCACCGUCUCCAAGACGCCGAAGGAGUCCGUCACCUCGCAGGAGCCGAAGUAGAGACAGAGAUUGGGGCAGAGACAGAGAAAGGGAAAGAGGAAGAGACGGUGGCAGGGAAAGAGACUCUGGCUAUGGCGACCGACGUAAUGGCAGAGAUGAUAGCAGAGAACGAGGGCGCGAUAGUCAUCGGGACGACCGUCGAGAUGGCCCUGCCGAACCGCGCAGAGCUAGCCCUCAAUACGACGACUACAAACGCCCACCCCCUCCCUCAGGCAGCGCAGAGUCUUCGGUGCCUUGGAGGAAGCAAGACAGCAUGUACCCUCCGAAACAAAGCUUCCAAUAUCAAGGAAGCGGCGGCAGCAAUUUCUUAGAGGCUCGUCGUGUGCAACGUGCAGCACAAACUGUCGAUAUAUGGCCUCCUUCACCGAAAGCACCUGCUCGUGAUCUGUCCCCGAGAGGUAAAAAGUCGAGCAAAAAGUCUAAACGUCACCGGUCACCCACCCCCAGUGACACCGACUCUGAAGAAGAAGAACGAAGGAGGAGGAAAGAACGAAGACGUGCUCGCAAGGCCCGCGAGAAAGAGGAGCGCAGAAAAGAAAAGAAGCAUCGCAGGCAUCGCUCUCGGUAUUCCAGUGACGAUGACAGUGAUGAUGACGACGACCGCAAGCAUAGCAAACACCGCAGUAAACGAACUCGUAGUCGAUCACCGAGUCGGAGCAAGAGCAGGAGCAAGAGCGUUCGGGACCGUAGCAGAACCCCUACGGCAGACAGAAAAACACCUGAUGUCGCCCCGUCCAAAGCAACACCUACCAUUCCCAUUGAUGUGCCCUUUUCCUCCUCAACCUCUCGACAUCAAUCUACCAGCCAGCCACCACAAAGCCAAGGCGACUCCGAUUCCGGCGAGGAAGUCGGUCCGCAACCUAUGUAUAAAAAAGGAGGCAACAAAAAGGUCGAUGAACGUGCAUAUGGUGGCGCUCUUCUUCGUGGUGAGGGUAGCGCCAUGGCUGCUUUCUUGCAGGAAGGCACCGAAACACGUAUCCCUCGUCGUGGUGAAAUUGGUUUGACAUCAGAGGAAAUAGCCAAGUACGAGGAGGUUGGAUACGUGAUGAGCGGUAGCAGGCACAGGAGGAUGAACGCUGUGCGUAUGAGGAAGGAGAACCAAGUUAUCAGUGCAGAGGAGAAGAGAGGGAUCUUGAAGUUACAAAAGGAGGAGAGAGAGAGAAAAGAAGCCAUUCUAAGAGACGAGUUCAGCCAGCUGGUCAACGAGAAGCUGAAAGCUGUCUGA